CACAAGUUUCAACAUGGCCGCUUUAGUUGCUUUUAGUAUCGUAGAUUCCUUUUGCCUAUUAUGUAUUUUUUAAACAGGCCAAACUUAUUUUCUAAAAUAGUGAUUGAAGCAUAGUGUACUACGUGGAAAUUGCAAUAAAAAAUAAUCACUCUUAACAGUAUAUUCUUGUCGGUGUAAAAAAAAAGUUAGUGAACUCGGGGUGGUAGGCAUUUUCUCACAUAAAACAGCUCAAUACAUACUUGUAUACAGUUCUCGUUCCUUUUAUUGGAACAUGGUUUUCUAUUGCACACGACGAGCAAGCGUAAACUGUUCUCAAAGAAAAAAAACCCAGUUCGAUUAAUUAAAGCUUUUCAAGUAAACACAAAUAAUUGAACACUCUCUCAAUCUCACUCUUGUUGAUGAUUGAUUUCAUUAUUAAAAAAAGGCCAAUAUUUAAAUCAUUCAAAUAUUGUCAAGUAUUACUAGAAGCAUCCUUGAAAAUUCUCAACACUCAAGAAUAUUGACAAUCAAGAAUUGAUUCGCAAAAAUUAUUCUUCUGUGGAAGCAUUUUUUUGAGGGUGAUUAAAAUAAUUGGAUUAAUAAUGGCGGAAACACAGAGACAAACAAUUUAUGGUCGACAUCCACCUUGUGCGAAGAGUGCAAGAUUGGAGGAUCGUCGAGCUCGAAGACAAGCUUUAAGAAUGGAGAGGAAUCGAAAGCCUGAUAAGCCGGAGGAUUUUGUCUGUUAUGAGACAAGUGAUGACGAAGAGGAAACAGUGACGGAGGGAAAACAAUUUUUACGAACUUCCUUUAACUUCGUCGAUUAUGUACGUUCACGUGAAACAAAUACACGAGAAGUUCGAAGGGUUAAUCAUGAAUACGGUUCGCGUCAUAUGCUUACUCAUGAUUUGUUUAAAGAAUCUUCGGUUAAUUUAAAUAAUAUGAAUAAAGUAUUUUCCUCGCAAUGGCUGAGCGAUAGGCAAGUUGUCUUUGGAACUAAGUGCAACAAAUUAAUGGUGUACGAUGUGGCGACACAAAAAUUGGACCAAAUACCAUCUCUACACGGAAGACAAAGUAUGACUGGAACAAAUGCAAUUUCAGAGCAACAAUGUGGUAUUCAUUCGGUGCAAAUUAAUCCCUCUAGAACUUUGCUGGCAACUGGUGCAAGAAAUAGCAAUGAAAUUGCAAUUUAUCGAUUGCCUACACUAGAUCCCGUGUGCGUUGGAGAAGGUGGUCAUAGGGAUUGGUUGUUUGAUUUGUGUUGGAUGGAUGAUGAAUUUUUGAUUUCCGGUUCGAAAGACUCAAAAAUGGCUCUAUGGCGGGUCCUUAGCGAAUGGGUCGAUGCUCCGGAGAAGGCUGAUAUUCCAUCUCACAGAUUAAUUCAACCAGUUUGCGUGAAGGAGUGUCGAGGAGCACAAAAAGUGCGUGCGCUAGCGUUCAAUAAAGCUUACGGUGAAAUUGCAGCGCUUUCUCUAAAUAGUUUCAUUCACAUUUGGGAGGCCGAGACAUUUAAACAAAAAAUUUCUCGUAAAUUGCCGGCGUGUCAAGAAAAUGUUUGUAUGGCCGUUCAAGAGAAGGGUGUCUAUGCCAUUGGCUGCCGAUCUCAUACACUACUUUUGGACGCUAGAACUUUACAAUCGAUUAAAAAAAUACCAUCCCGGUAUAAUGGUUGUAGUAUAAGGUCCGUAAGUUUUCAAGGAACAGUGCUUACAAUAGGCACUGGAUUAGGAAUGUUAAUGUUUUUUGAUAUUAGAGCUCAAAAGUACCUAGAAUCUUCAAUUAAUUCAAAUCGUACGGCCGUUUUGAAAGCAUCGAAAGGAUAUGUGUUUCCGGAUGAAGAGUACAUUGAUGGUUUUCAAAAUGUGAAAUAUACGCCAGCGAUUUAUACUCACUGUUACGAUCAAUCGGGCACGCGCCUCUUUACAGCAGGCGGUCCUUUACCACCGAAUCUUUACGGUAAUUAUGCAGGACUUUGGCAAUAAGAAUGCAGGUCUUUAUGGGAAUUUUAGACUGAAUGUGUCGUUUUACUUAUAUUAUAAAAAUUCUAAUAAUACGUAAAAGGACACGAAGGAUAUGCAAAAAAAAAAACAUUAAACAUAUAGGCUAAAUCAUUAAUUGAGAAAAUACUGAAAUUUUCCCAAAAGAAAAUCGUUUUGGGAAUUUUUAUAACACAGUUUUUCUUUCAAUAUUAGUUUGAAAUACUUUUUACAAAAGUGAUUAUUAAUAUUAUGAUUGUAAAUAGCCAGGAAUUACGAUUGAAAAAUACGAUAUAUUUUUCUGUAGGCUGACAACUCGCUUAAAAUUUUUAUGGCUUUUUAAUUCACACACACACAACAUUUUACAAUCUUUACUUAAAGUAAAAAAAAGAAAAAAAAAACACAAAAAACAAACAAAUAUUCACAUUUCUUUUGUGAAAUAAGUUUUUACAGUGUGUCACAUGAGAAUUAAGAACUAGACAUUUUUAGAGUUCGUUUCGUGUGUAAGUUUUUUGAAUGCUUUAAAUUUACGAAUAGUUAGUUAAAAUAAUUGAAAAAAAUACAAUAUCAUCACAACUGGCAAUUUUCGAGAGACGAAAAUUUUAGAUAAAAUGUAGGAAUUAUUUUUUUUUUGUUAGUAACAUGCGUUCAUGUUUAACAGAAAAGUCCUUGUCAAAUGUGAACAGAAAUUUUAGGAUUCAAAAAAAAGCUCUAAAAACAAAUUUUGCAAUAAGAGCUGAGUUGUGUCUUAACAAGUGACUGGCCUCGAAAUAUUUUACAGUUAUUUGUAAACAACAUUAUAUUACAUUUAUAUCAAGAUCGCAUGUUGGGGAAAAUGGGGGGGAAUUGAUUUAAAUAGCACAAGGAAGGCGAUAAAAAUUCCAGAGAUUUUAUUUUAACAUCAAAAAUGCAAAUAGCCAAAAAGAAAUUUCUCUUUUUAGUAAAAAUUUUUAAUUUUUAGACAAAAAAACUAACUUAUUUUAGUCAAUUAAAACUAUAAUAAUAUUUAUGAGAAUUGCAUGAAUAUUAUACAAUAAAGUAAAAGAGAAAUAAGUUAAGCUGGUUAUUUGCUUAUUUUUUAAAUUUUACAUAAAAUGAAAAUUUCUAAAGUUUUCUAUCGUCCUGCAGAAUAUGACUAAGAGGGGUUUUUUUUAUCAUAAUCGUCUUUAAUUUAUGGCUUCAUUAAAGACAAACAAUGUCAUUUUAAUUCAGGAAAUUAAAGGACUAAAGAAUUUAAGAAACUAAAAAACUAAUGAAUUAAAAAAAUUAAAGAAUUAAAGAAAAUUAAUUUCUAGAAAUGAAUUUUUAAAUCAAAAUUUUAAAAAUUAAUAACUGAACUUAAAGUUUAUUUUGGAAAUUUUAAGUAUUAAAAUUGUCACAAUGACCUUUAAUUAAGGACGAAUAUGAAACAAAAUACCUAAAUUCUUAAUAUAAAUUAGGAAAAAAAAAUACUAAUUUCCAAAAAAAAAAACAAAAAAGUGCGAAUGAAUGAAACAUGAACAAC
Molecule: messenger RNA, 3459 nt
Organism: Leptopilina heterotoma
Lineage: Eukaryota; Metazoa; Arthropoda; Insecta; Hymenoptera; Figitidae
Gene: DCAF12
Product: DDB1- and CUL4-associated factor 12
Exons: 7
Coding region: 582-1961 (459 amino acids)
Cellular component (GO): Cul4-RING E3 ubiquitin ligase complex
Molecular function (GO): protein binding
Source: RefSeq, a predicted model, not a curated record